CACGCUGCGUAUCGGCAGCACGCGACGACGACGCCGACGACGGGACGGCGCCGACUCCCCCAGGGCGCGCACCACCAGCACCGACCGCCCUGAUCCAGUCGCCUACCCGAGUAGUAGCUGACCUCGGGAACGCCCUCCCCCUCUUCAUUUAUCGCCUCGCCCCUCAGUCGCGCGGCCGACGCCGCCUCCAUCGACCAUGGUCGUCUACUCCUUUUACAUCUUUGACCGGCACAGUGAGCAAACCGCCCCAAUAGACCACCCUCUCCCGGUGCGAGAUGUGGUGCAGGCACGGAGACACAGAGAUUCACAGAGAGAGAGAAAGAGCUGACACGGCGGUUCUCAACCUACCUACAGCCGAGUGCAUCUACGCCAAGUCGUGGCUCCCGCCGCCGCCGCCGCCGCCGCCGCCGUCCGCCCGCCCGACAUCAGCAUCGUCUGCCUCUGCUGCAGCGACAGCAUCAUCAUCGUCAUCAGCAACGACAACGACAGCAGCAGCAGCAGCAGCAGCAGCGGCAACAGCGCCGGCGGCGCGGUCGACGGGGCCGGCCGCCGUGUCGGCAAGCUCAGACGACGCCAAGCUCGUCUUCGGCACCGUCUUCUCGCUGCGCAACAUGGUGCGCAAGCUGGGUGGCGACGACGACGCCUUCAUCAGCUACCGGACGGGACAGUACAAGCUGCACUUUUACGAGACGCCCGCCAACCUGCGCUUCGUCCUGCUCACCGACACGGGGAGCGCGAGCAUGCGCAACGUGCUGCACCAGAUUUACAUUAACCUCUGGGUCGAAUACGUUGUCAAGAAUCCACUCGCGCCGGUCGAGCACAAGGGCGGUGUCGGCGUCAGGAACGAGCUGUUUGAGCUGGGCGUGGAUCAGUUCAUUCGAGGACUGAUGUGACGGAUUGGCGGCGGAAAAAAAAAAGACCUCCUGCACGUCAAGUAGGUCGCAAGGGGGGGUUUUCCCCGGAGGGAGCCAAAGAAGCUUGCUCUGCCUCUGAGGAGCAGCACCCUUCAUGACGGCGCUGUCGUGGCGCGGCGUCGCUACCUAGAAGUCGCGGCCGGGGUCGUUGACCGCGCCUCCUCUACCGGGAACUGUACGAUGAUCACAUGGAUGGCACGAUUAGGCGACAUGCUCUAGCCUCGACCGCAGAGCACGACACCAGUGCGGUUGGUCGCUCGUGCGAGAUGUUGUGGACGACACCGCAGUGCGGUCACGAGAACAGGCACAUGGAAUUGCCCCCAGAACAGGAGGCUGCUCGCUUUACGGGUCCUAGUACUAGCCCCUCUGCGAGGGCAACCGCACGGCUGGCUGCUGAGGCAACCGACUGUAUAGGC
Molecule: messenger RNA, 1330 nt
Organism: Purpureocillium takamizusanense
Lineage: Eukaryota; Fungi; Ascomycota; Sordariomycetes; Hypocreales; Ophiocordycipitaceae
Gene: bet5
Product: Trafficking protein particle complex subunit BET5
Exons: 2
Coding region: 276-893 (205 amino acids)
Biological process (GO): endoplasmic reticulum to Golgi vesicle-mediated transport
Cellular component (GO): TRAPP complex
Source: RefSeq, a predicted model, not a curated record